Molecule: messenger RNA, 1894 nt
Organism: Heterotrigona itama
Lineage: Eukaryota; Metazoa; Arthropoda; Insecta; Hymenoptera; Apidae
Source: the annotation of a GenBank genome assembly
AUGUAUCCAGCAAAUCAUAAGACUAUCUUCGUUUUGGACCACACACCAUACUUUGGUAUAUCCACUGAAGCUCCUUUAGAAUUUGAUUUUCUAAAGAGUCGCGGUCAGAACUUAAUUCCUUUAGCACCUGUUUGCAAAUCUUUAUGGACCACCAGUGUGGAAGCCUCAUUAGAAUAUUGUAGAAUAGUAUGGGAUCUCUUUCCAACUGGAAAAUUGAUAAUGAAUGGCACAGCCAUUCUAGGAGUACCAACAAAGCUGCCAAAACCUGGAGAAGAUUAUUCAGUUAUACAUGGCUUAAGAGUAGCCAUCGAAACACUUAACGAGUGUUCGGAGAUUCAACACGAUAAGAGAACAUCAUUGAACGAGAAUGCUAGUAAGCUUGUUAAUAGAGGAAGAGUGAUAUGCAUUACCAGUGCAAGAGAUAAUAGCAACAUGAAGAAUUUGGAGAAUAUAUUCUUGAAUGAGUUAGCUCAAGAAAAUAAAACUGCUUUAGCUUCAGAUCAGUUAGUAUUUAUAUCAAUAGCACGUUUCACCGUUGUUGACAGUAGAAGUACAUUCUAUCAAGGCACCUGCAUUACAUUCAAAAUUGUCCCAUUUGAUUCUGUCUCAUUAUGAUCUGGCUAGUACAACGGUAACUGGUAUACCGAUGAAAGAAGAACAGAAUGCCAGUUCUUCUGCGAAUUAUGACGUUGAGAUAUUUCACUCCUCGGCUGCCCAUUCAGCAAUUUUAAAAGGAAAUCCACAAGAUUCAGCUCUAAUUAAGACAUUUAGGAGAUUUGAAGAAGGAUCAGAAUAUGAAACUGUGACUUUAAAAUGGUGCACACCGCGAGGAUGCAGCGCAGCGGAAAUGCAAAACUGCACAGCUAUGCAUAGAAUUACACCUGUAGAUGUAAACAGCAGACCGUCCUCUUGUUUGAUCAACUUUUUAUUGAAUGGUAGAUCAGUGAUGUUGGAAAUGGCCAGAAAGAGUGGUGGAAAAACUAUUUCUCAUUUACUUGCUGCACAUGGUGGGGAAAUUUUCAUACAUACAUUAUCUACCGCUAGAAGUGUAUUGGAGGAUCCACCUUCUAUUAGCGAAGGCUGCGGUGGCCGUGUCACUGAUUACAGAAUAACUGAUUUUGGAAGAUUGAUGCGGAAUAAUGUACUAGUGCCUUUAAAAAGAAGUACAAGCUGCAAUAGCGACGGUCCAGCAGAGAAAAUGAGAUCCAGAUUAGAGCGACAUACAAAAUAUUGGCCAAUUACUAUCUCCAGUACACUCAUGUUCAAUUUGAAACAGUUAAUAGAUCCAUUGCCAGAGUUAAUGGUUAAGGAGGAACUCGCUGCAGAGGAAGUUGUACAGUGCAAACAAGUGAUCUUCAGUUUAUUGCAGUUAGAGGCAAAGCAUGAGGUAUUACCGUUGCCAAGUAUAGGAGGUGGCCGUGGUGGGAAAGGUGGAGUACGCCGAGAGGAACAUUACAGGCUGCUGUGGGGAGAACUAGAGACAUUUCUCAAACAUCACGCGAACAACUCUGCCGCACAUUCUGAAGUUCUAACCUGUCUGCUCGAAGUACGGAGCAAAGAUGACAAAGAUAAAGUCGAAUUGGAUCAGGCAUUGCGCGAAUUGGACGGGUUCGGCAAAGAAGACGGAACUGCUCGAGCCAGCGUGAUAAGAGCAACGACCGAUUCGCCGAUGUCACCACCGCCAAGUACAUCGAUGUCUCUUGGUAAACAACUCCACAAGGGUAGCCUCUACGCGCCCAAAAGUUUGUUAGACAUUUGGUUGCAACGGAGCGCGCCAAAGGAGAAGAAACCCGAUUUCCAUGGAAGAGUGAACAGCGACGGCCCCAAGGCGAAAUUGUACCCCAACUUGAAAGAGACUGGCCGCGAGCCACGCGAGCCUAUAUUGGAAGGUUAA